AUGGCGGCGCCCGGCCAGCCGUCACCCCAGCAGAUUGCGGCCAUGCAACAGCAGUUCGCCGCCGAAGCUGCUAGGCGCGGAAUGACCCCCGAGGAAUUUGCCAAACAGCAGCGCGAACAGCUCACUGCAGAGGCAGCCAAGCACGGAAUGACAACCGAACAAUAUGUCACUCAGUUGAGAAUGCGAGCUCUUGCCGCUCACCAGAGACAAGUCGAGGCCCAACGACAAGCUGCUCAAGCCCAAGCGCAGGGCCAGCAGCCCCAAGCGCAAGGGCAAGCACCUCCUCAAUCGCCAGCCCAACCAGGACAGAACCUGCCUGCACCUCCACAGCCCCAACCCCAGCAGGUGACCCGGCAGGUCCCUGUGAACCCUAACAACCCUCCUGAUCCGAAGGCGCUCGCCGUUGCUGCGUUCCUGCGGUCGCAGAACCUAAAGACACGGACAUGUAUCAUGGAUGGGCAGCGGAAGGAGAUGUUCAAAGUGAAACGUGCCAUCCGCGCCAUCGAGUCCCCAGCUUACGCCAAGGCGGCUGCCAAAAAGAACUCUCUUCUCCCUCCAGUCACCGACCGCGCAUCAGCAGAGAACGUCUUCAAGCUUCUUCCCCUAUCCCUUCUUGCUCUGCGCGUGACUAAGGUUGACCCCCAUGCGGGCCACAACCACGGCAAGUCCAAGAACCGUGUCAAGGGACUGUGGACGGUGCGCAUUGAGCAGCACCAAGAAACCGAUCCUAUGAUGCACUAUGUCUGGCUGUGGGAAGGUCCGCAGUGGAAGCAGAAGGUCAUGGCCGCGGCUGUAGUAGCAGGAAUCUUCGCAGUGGUGCUCUUCCCUCUGUGGCCAAUGAUGCUGCGCCAAGGUGUCUGGUACCUGAGUGUGGGCAUGAUGGGUCUGCUGGGAUUGUUCUUCGCUAUGUCCAUUUUCCGUCUUAUUCUGUUCUGCAUCACAGUCAUUGCGGUUCCCCCUGGUCUAUGGCUGUUCCCCAACCUAUUCGAAGAUGUCGGAUUCGUGGACAGUUUCAAGCCCCUGUGGGGCUGGCAAGAGACCAAGAAGAAAAAGUCCAAGAAGUCCAAGAACGCAGGAGGCGAGGAACCUCAAGCCGUAGCCCAAUCCACUCCAUCCGCCACCACAACAGCAACAGCAGCCCCGGAUACUUCAAGCACUGUAAAGCGAGACCUUGCGCCGCGCGUGGAGGAAGUCACCGAAGAGUAAUCGAUGUACCUUGAUCCUAUACAAUUGACUGCGGAAAUCCAUUGAACCUUCAUCCUACGCAUGUGGGAGAUACAACCUUUCAUGGUAAUCUCUUGCUUCUAAUCAUAUCCCAUCUUAUCCUUUCAUUUCUGUA
This is a messenger RNA of Aspergillus neoniger CBS 115656, 1339 nucleotides long. RefSeq names its product Sec62 family protein translocation protein. Gene Ontology annotation, cellular component: endoplasmic reticulum membrane; endoplasmic reticulum. Lineage: Eukaryota; Fungi; Ascomycota; Eurotiomycetes; Eurotiales; Aspergillaceae. Bases 1 to 1206 code for a protein of 401 amino acids. Gene Ontology annotation, biological process: post-translational protein targeting to membrane, translocation. The record is from RefSeq and is a predicted model, not a curated record. The transcript has 3 exons.